AUGGACGUCCUCACCUCAGCCUUCAGCCUCUCCUUCUCGCUCACCAGCCUCCCCGCCUACGCCUCGGUCGCGCUCAUCGCGCUCGUCGUGCUCUACGCCCGCUCGCUCGCCGCAUGGCAGACGCGCGCGCGGGCCGCCCUCUCCCCCCGGCCCGCGCGGACUCCCUUCGUCGGCAACCUGUUCGACAUGCCCCGCGUCCGUCCGUGGGAGGGCCUGCGCGAGCUCAGCGCGAAGUACGCGGAUGGUAUCCUGGGCAGCGCCGAGGUCAUGCUCGAGUACCUCGAGAAGAAGUCGGCGACGUCUUCGGACCGCCUGCAGAGCCCGAGCGUGCUCCUGACGGGCCACGGGGACGCGUUCGGGUUCAUGCCGUAUGGUCCGCGGUGGCGCGCCAACCGGAAGCUCUUCUCGCAGUUCUUCAACCCGACCGGGAUCGUCAAGUACCGCGGCGCGCAGCGCGCCGUCGCGCACGAGCUGCUGCAGCGGCUCCUCGCCGAUCCGUCGACGGAGCACCGCGACAGGCAGGUCGAGUUCUCCGUUUCGAACAUGCUCCUGCGGAUUGUGUACGGCAUCUACGCCUCCGAGGAGGACCAAGCCAUCCUCGCGGUUGACGCCGGGGUGCGCGGCACGCGCGAGGUCAUCCUCGCCGGCGGUUUCAUCGUCGACUACUUCCCGGUCCUUCAACACCUCCCCUCGUUCGUCCCGGUCCAGCGCAAGUUCGCGAAAUGGCGAGGGGCGCUGGAGAAAAUGACGGCGCUGCCGUUCGCGCAGUUCAUGAGCCAGGAGGUCAAACCGGAAUGCGUCCUCAACGAUAUGCUCGCUGUCGUGGACAAGGGCGCCAAGGCUGAUCCCGAGGCGCAAGGCCUCGCCCGAGACGUCGCUGCGGUGGUCUUCUCGGCGGGCACUGAUACUACUGCGUCAACCAUCAAGUCUUUUUCCUCGCGAUGGUUCUAUGUACCGCUGGAUGCCGGUCCCCCCAUCGGCGUCCCGCACCUCACGACGGAGGAUGAAGAGUUCGGUGGCCACUUCAUCCCCAAGGGCACGUUGCUGGUGCCGAACGUCUGGGCAGCUCUACACGACCCGGAGGUUUACGAGCGCCCCGACGACUUCUUCCCUGAGCGGAUCUGCCCCGGAAGGUUCUUCGCGGAGGCCGUCCUCUUCAUCAACAUCGCCAUGAUCCUGCACACCUUCAACAUCACUCCGCCGCUCGACGAAGCGGGCCACGAGAUCAAGAUCAUACCACGGAUGGGGAACGGUGCCGUGUCGAUCCCGGAGGAUAGCCGCUGCGCGCUCAAGUGCCGUUCAGCCCAGGCGGAGGCGCUCAUCAUGGCUGAGCUCGUUUGA
This is a messenger RNA of Epithele typhae, 1341 nucleotides long. Its product is annotated as cytochrome P450. Gene Ontology annotation, molecular function: heme binding; oxidoreductase activity, acting on paired donors, with incorporation or reduction of molecular oxygen; monooxygenase activity. NCBI's taxonomy places the organism in Eukaryota, Fungi, Basidiomycota, Agaricomycetes, Polyporales, Epitheliaceae. The transcript has 10 exons. Bases 1 to 1341 code for a protein of 446 amino acids. The record is from RefSeq and is a predicted model, not a curated record.